Messenger RNA from Gossypium raimondii (Peruvian cotton), 3455 nucleotides. Its product is annotated as receptor-like kinase TMK3. Gene Ontology annotation, biological process: protein phosphorylation. Lineage: Eukaryota; Viridiplantae; Streptophyta; Magnoliopsida; Malvales; Malvaceae. Gene Ontology annotation, molecular function: protein kinase activity; protein binding; ATP binding. Bases 292 to 3207 code for a protein of 971 amino acids. The record is from RefSeq and is a predicted model, not a curated record. The transcript has 2 exons.
CUUUAAUCACUUGUCUCUUUCUUCAACUAGAAAAAAAAAACCCCAUUUUUGUUCAAAUCUGAGAUUUUUUUGUCAACAUUCUGUACCAAACUUCCUCUUCCUUUCUUUCCUUGGUUUUGGCCAAAACAUAUCACUUCCAGGUUCUGUGUUUUCUUCCUUUUAUACACAAUUAUGAAUCUUGGUCUUGUUUUUUAUUCUUGGUUUUGGCUUCUUGAAAUGUCAUAACUGCAUUGGAGACUGUUAAAUUCUUUCCUAUUGUAUUUUUUGCUUGGGGAAGGACCAACCUUUUUCAUGGGAUUUGUUCACCCAAGGUUUUACAUUGGUUUUUUCUUGUGUAUGUUUACAGUAGUUUACUGUGCUACAGAUCCCAAUGACUUGAAAAUCUUGAACGAUUUCAAGAAAGGGUUGGAUAAUUCAGAGCUACUUAUGUGGCCUGAAAAUGGAGAUGACCCUUGCGGUCCUCCUUCUUGGCCUCAUGUUUUCUGUUCUGGUGAUAAAGUGACUCAAAUUCAGGUCCAAAAUCUUGGUCUCAAAGGACCUCUGCCUCAAAACCUCAACCAGCUCACAAAGCUCUUUAAUUUGGGGCUUCAAAAGAAUCACUUCAAUGGUAAAUUACCAACCUUUAGUGGUUUAUCAGAGUUGGAGUUUGCUUACUUGGAUAACAAUGAAUUGGAUACGAUUCCUGCUGAUUUUUUUGAUGGACUUAGCAGUGUGCGUGUCUUGGCUUUGGAUUAUAAUCCCUUUAAUAAGACUACUGGAUGGCCUAUUCCUAAGGAAUUGGCUAAUUCAGUUCAAUUGGCAAACCUUUCUUUGGUUAACUGCAAUGUGGUUGGACCAUUGCCUGAUUUUCUAGGGAAGUUGCCAUCUCUUGUAGCACUCAAACUCUCUUAUAACAGAUUGUCCGGUGAGAUUCCGGCUAGUUUUGGUGAGUCUUUGAUGCAGGUUUUGUGGUUGAACGAUCAAGAUGGUGAAGGGAUGACAGGUAAGAUUGAUGUGGUUGCCAAUAUGGUGUCCUUGACACAGCUUUGGCUUCAUGGGAAUCAGUUCACUGGGACAAUCCCAGAGAACAUUGGGAACUUGACAUCUUUGAAAGAUCUAAAUCUCAAUAGGAACCAGCUUGUUGGUUUGAUCCCUGAGAGCUUGGCCAAUAUGGAGCUGGAUAACUUGGUCCUGAACAAUAAUCAGCUCAUGGGUCCGAUACCCAAGUUUAAGGCUGGUAAUGUUUCUUAUGCUUCCAAUUCAUUUUGUCAAUCUGAACCAGGGGUUUCAUGUGCCCCAGAUGUCACUGCACUUUUGGACUUCCUUAGUGGUAUGAAUUAUCCUGUAAACCUUGCUUCUCAAUGGUCUGGUAAUGAACCUUGUGCCGGACCAUGGAUAGGAUUGAGUUGCAAUCCGAAUUCUCUGGUUUCUAUUAUCAAUUUGCCGAGACAUAAUCUUAGUGGUACACUUAGUCCUUCAGUUGCAAAGUUAGAAUCACUGAUUGAAAUUAGGCUAGGGGGAAAUAGUAUAUAUGGCACUGUUCCUGAAAACUUCACUGAACUAAAAACUCUGAGAACUUUAGAUCUAAGUGGAAACAAUCUUGAGCCUCCAUUACCCGAAUUCCGUGACAAUGUGAAGGUUGUCAUCGAAGGAAAUCCUUUGUUGUUUGCCAAUCAUACAAGAGGGUCUUCUUCCUCUACUAGCAGUCCACCUUCUGCAAGUUCAGAAUCUCCACCAAGUGGUCAAUCAGGUGGUACAGAGUCACCUCCAUCUAGCAGAUCACCAUUCCCAAAUAGAGAGAAGAAUUCUAAUUCAUCUACUGCUACUACCAAUCAAGGUGAGUCCCAAUCGAACAUUUUCCAAAGGUUCCAGGUGGUAAUUGUUGCUGGAAGUGCAGCUAUUGCCAUCUCAAUUCUUCUAGUGGUUCUGUUUUCUAUUUUCUGGCGUAAGAAGAGAAAAAGAGCUUCUGAGGCUCCUAGUUCCAUAGUGGUUCAUCCUAAAGACCCGUCAGAUCCUGAAAACUUGGUUAAGAUAGCUGUUUCUAAUAACACCACCAGGAGCUUAUUUAGUAAAACUGCAACAAGCUCUGGCAGCAGUAAUAGCAGUGCAACACAAAGCUCUCAUGUCAUUGAGUCUGGAAACUUGGUCAUAUCCGUUCAAGUACUUCGCAAAGGGACCAAGGAUUUUGCCCAGGAAAAUGAGCUUGGCCGUGGUGGGUUUGGAACUGUUUACAUGGGUGAACUGGAUGAUGGAACAAAACUAGCAGUUAAGAGGAUGGAGACUGGGGUCAUAAGCAGUAAAGCAUUGGAUGAAUUUCAGUCCGAAAUUGCUGUUCUUUCUAAGGUCCGGCAUCGACAUCUGGUCUCUCUCUUGGGGUAUUCCAUUGAAGGUAAUGAAAGGCUUCUUGUCUACGAGUAUAUGUCUCAAGGUGCUCUAAGCAAGCAUCUGUUCCAUUGGAAGACCCUGAAAUUGGAACCAUUAUCUUGGAAGAGGAGGCUUAGUAUUGCACUGGAUGUUGCUAGAGGAAUGGAGUACCUACAUAACUUGGCGCGGGAAACUUUUAUACACAGAGAUCUCAAGUCUUCCAACAUUCUUCUAGAUGAUGACUUUCGGCCAAAAGUUUCGGAUUUCGGGUUGGUGAAACUUGCACCUGAUGGAGAGAAGUCUGUGGCAACUAGGCUUGCUGGCACAUUUGGUUACCUAGCACCUGAAUAUGCUGUAAUGGGGAAAAUCACUACUAAAGUUGAUGUCUUCAGCUAUGGAGUGGUGUUGAUGGAACUUGUGACUGGAUUAACAGCACUCGAUGAGGAGCGGUCGGAGGAAAGCCGUUACUUGGCUGAGUGGUUUUGGCGAAUCAAAUCUAGCAAGGAGAAGCUUAUGGUUGCAAUUGAUCCGGCACUUGAAGUGGAUGAAGAAACUUAUGAGAGCAUUUCCACAAUAGCUGAACUAGCUGGUCACUGCACUGCAAGGGAGCCUUAUCAUCGGCCAGACAUGGGCCAUAUAGUGAAUGUUCUAGCACCCCUAGUUGAGAAGUGGAAACCAAUUGAUGAUGAAGCUGAGUGUUAUUCCGGCAUUGAUUGCAGCCAGCCACUUUCCCAGAUGUUGAAGGUUUGGCAGGCAGCAGAAACCCAAGGAUUGAGCUAUACAAGUCUGGAUGAUAGCAAAGGAAGCAUUCCAGCAAAACCUUCCGGAUUUGCCGACUCCUUCACAUCUGCAGACGGUCGAUGAGCCCCAUUUUGUUGCCAAUGAUGUGUUCCAGUUGGAAUGUUGUAUGUAGCUUAAGUAAUACGACUUUGAUGUUGUUGAGCUAUGAACAUGUCUUUACAUGGUGGUGUAGAUAGAGAGGUACUGCUUUGGUAUUUCUUCAUUAUUUCUUAAGUUGAGGUGUCAAUUUUCAAACAUUGAUCAAACAUUUGAUGAGACUUUUGUUCUAGAAAUUGCCUUGAUUGAUGCAACAAAGAUGCAUUGUAACUGUC